Messenger RNA from Harmonia axyridis, 601 nucleotides. RefSeq lists its product as uncharacterized. The record is from RefSeq and is a predicted model, not a curated record. The transcript is spliced from 2 exons. Lineage: Eukaryota; Metazoa; Arthropoda; Insecta; Coleoptera; Coccinellidae. Bases 117 to 545 code for a protein of 142 amino acids.
AUCUCAGUCAACUUGAUCGAUUCCAACACAACAAAAAUAAAACAAAAUUAAAUAUGACUUCCAAUCUCCACACUCCCUAAACCCGAACAGGGAAUUUCCUGAUAUCAAAGAGCGUCAUGGCUGACAUCAAAACCACCAUUUUUCACACUGUCAAACCAUCAGUCAACGUCACUUCCCCAUUUAAUUCUUUUUUUUUCAGAGAAGUGGGAGGUUCGAUCCGUCCGAUGCAAUCUGGACUAACGCAUAAUGUAAUAAAGAUCUCAGUCGGCUGCAUAUCCGUCUCACAGCUUGCCAAUCAGUCCACGCCAACUAGAUUUGCCUUUUGUGCUUUCUUCAAUCACCCGUUUGGAUUUUCUGUCUUAACAAAUGGUUACCCGUUGGGGGUGAUGGUUUGGAAUAUAGACGUUUCUGGUACGAUUACGAAACAAAAGAGCCUUCAGGUCGACGAAAUGAGUGAUUACGGGGUUAGGUUUAGGGCGGCGGUGAUUAUGUCUCGAUUUUUUAUGGUUACGGAGUUCCUUGAUGACCACCCUUUAGAUAGGUAAAACAUGGAGAGAACAUCUGCAACUGAAGUAAGGUUAUGAGGGUAAUUUUUCAUGAG